Messenger RNA from Neospora caninum, 1146 nucleotides. Its product is annotated as putative tRNA splicing 2' phosphotransferase 1. Lineage: Eukaryota; Apicomplexa; Conoidasida; Eucoccidiorida; Sarcocystidae. Gene Ontology annotation, biological process: tRNA splicing, via endonucleolytic cleavage and ligation. The transcript has a single exon. Gene Ontology annotation, molecular function: tRNA 2'-phosphotransferase activity. The record is from RefSeq and is a predicted model, not a curated record. Bases 1 to 1146 code for a protein of 381 amino acids.
AUGAAUCAAAAACAGGAGCAAGGAAAAGGUGGCGCGCAAUCAAGUACGGCGAGAAGGAGUGGGAUAAUUGGUUUUAAAAAGGGGGCAACUUCGGGGAAACCGCGCGACAGGGUCACUCAUCGAGACACCCUCGGCUGUCAGAGGAAGACCGGUAACCCCAUGCGGAAGGAAAAAGAUAAGCUUUAUGCCUUCUCCCGUCGGCUUACAAAACUGUUGCGGCAUCAGGCAGUGCAAAGGGGCCUGGCAAUAUCGCCGGAUGGUUUCGUUGCUACUAGUGAUAUACUAAGACUGCCGGAGAAUUCGAGGCAGGACAGGAUUACGGAAGAAGAUAUCAUCACAGUUGUACAGACUGACGCAAAAAAACGAUUUUCUCUUCGCUGGCGAGUGCCUGACGAGGCAGGAAAAGAUGACCAAUAUGAAGAAGUACAGUUUUUAACGUCUACGGUAGGGCCAGUACCACAGAAGUACGCAGACGAUGGUUCAGAGGGGAGAUGCAGAAGGCAGCUUCUAUGCGUGGGCAAAUUAGAAUCACCCUCUCCGGGUAAUAUUGCGGAAGUCGACCGGAUCAUGUUUGAUGUCGGUGCCCCAACACCGUUCUCAAUUUGUGGCAAUUACUGUAGCAGUUGCUCUAGUAAACUCUUCCCGCCUCGGACUGACGGGGCUGUCCUGUGUAUCAGGGCGAACCAGGGACAUUCCAUUGCUUGUAUUGACAGUGAAAAACUGCUACGUCCAGUUCGCAGUGUGUUUGAUCUUCCUUCCUGCUGCCUCCGAACAGGGGUCACUGGAUUUGAUUCGGAAGAAGUAGUAGCAACCGUUGUCCACGGAACUUACUGGAAUCGUUGGGACAAGAUACAAACUGAAGGCCUCUCUCGUAUGUCAAGGAAUCAUAUUCAUUUUGCAUGUGGGUUUUCGUCAGAGAAAGACGGAGUUAUUUCUGGAAUGAGGGCAACCGUAGAUGUGCUCAUUUUUUUAGAUGUGAAAAAAGCACUUGACGAGGGCCUAAAGCUGUUCGUCUCCUCGAACGACGUCGUCUUGUCGCCCGGAAAUGAACAUGGUAUUAUCGAGACACGCUUCUUCUCAAAAGUCGUCGACAAAACAACAGGGGAAAUUCUUUUUCGUGGAGGUGACAACUGUGGCAGUGCUUAA